GUGAGGUGUCGGUGCCUGCGAUGGACAGUGAGAGUCAGACCUCUGCACUUGGUAGCGUCUGCGAUUACCCCAGCUGAUAUAGCGAGCAAUGUCAGGAAUCUUGGAGAGUCGCUAGACACGAACGAUUAAAUUGAUGUUGCCAGCUGCUCUGGACGUAGACAAAAACGGAAACGACUAUGAACCAAGAACUAGACCAAAUCUGAGCACAUUGAAUAGUGCCGAAAGCAUAAAGAAAUGGAUCCCAAGUAUAAAAGCUGAUAUUGACUUCUAUCUGAAGCAAUCGGAAGUCCCAUGCUAUCCAGAAUGGAAGAUUGAGGAAUUUCAAACAGAAAUUGAAUACCUACAGCGACAGUACAAGAGCUUCGUACGAAAGCUCCAAAAGAUUGAACCUACAACAACCGAAAUACCGUGGACUGAACGCGCAUACAAAGUGAAGAAGCGGUCUCUUCCUCUAGAUUCGAGCAGCCAUGAUAUUGCGGGACCCGUCGUCACGUCAGAUCCGUCUCCCUUGGGAAGCAACACCGGAAAGCCGAAAGCCUUCAAGAGAAUUUCGCUGCCCGUGCUGGAGAGAGAGGAGCCGCCGCCGUCUUCAGCACAGGGCGAGCAACUCGACUUGUUUCGUCUCGCCGGUCAGGACAAACCGCUCGAAUUCGAUGCGCGACAGACAGCGACCGCCCGCGCGUGCGACGAGGUCGGCGGGGAAGCAGACGCGCGACGGACAGCGACCGCCCGCGCGUGCGACGAGGUCGGCGGGGAAGCAGACGCGCGACGGACAGCGGGGGUCGUCGCCAAGGGAAGACCUGCGCGUCGUCUCCACGGCAACGCCGCUGCGGGCGAGCGGGGGGACCCCAGCGCGGAGAUCGUGCGUCGUCACGGCGACGCCUCGGCUGACGACGACGACGUGGCGUCGUUGGCGCGCGACGUACGCGGGCGGUCGCCGGCGUGGUGCGAGAGCGGUGAGAAGGCGACAGAGCGGCGUAACGUUCUUGGUCUCGAGUACGAGUCGUCGGACAGCGAUGAGUGAGCGUAGGUACGUCGAUCGCCGACUCGCUCGUUGACGCUCGUACGGAAAACAUUGUCGCCCAGCACUCGUUUGUAAACACGAAACGUAGGCGACGUUUCGACAUGUAGCCAUGUUAUCAUAGUACUGUUUUUAACUACACUUCUUUGAUAAGACCAUGCCAUUCUAUAAUUGUAAUCGUUGUGAUUUUUCCGUAAACAGUACUGGUCGGCAUAGUGUCGUUUGAAAACUUGUCCGGAGUUGUGAGAAGUGUCACCGGCGAGUUUAUCUGUUGAGAGAAUGCUGGCCGAUGUAUCAUGGUAGGUGGAAUCACUCUGUGUAUGCAGAAUAUGGUAAUAUGUACAUAUAUAUAUAUACGAAACUGUUUAAAAGUGUUUGAGAGACUGUUACACAUUUCAGUUUAUUAUAUUUUUUAGUUAAAUUUGGUGAGGUUAUAUUUAUACAAACAGAAUAUUUAAUAUAAUUAUUAUUGAGACUGUUUAAAUGAUUGGUAGCAUACAAAUAAUAUCAAUGUAAAUAGUUUUCAGUGCAUUCUCCGUCCAGUAGUUGAAACUUACGUACGUGAAAUUUCACCUACUAUAAAUAGCAACUAUCAACAAUAGUAUCAAAGGUUAUGUUCAUUAGGAGACUGACCUUUCGAAAAUGAUGCUCCAUAAUAGUUUUCUUGAGCAGCGAUGCUAGUAUGUAAAUAAUAAGUUUAUCACAUAUUUAAUAUAGACCAUGCCUAUAUACAUCUGACAGAGUGAGUCGUCAUCGACGCGUAGCAGGCACGCGUGCACGCGAUAGAACCGUACCAUACUGCAGUCACUAUUCACGAGACGUGUCUGCCCCUUACUCUGCAUGCACUAGCACUCGUUUGCGCGCGGAAGUUACUAAGGCUGUGCGAUCGGUAUAUGUCUAUACAUUGACAGCAUUUCGCGCCAAGCUUACACACUGUAUUGGAGCUGGAUCGCCUAGCACUACGUAUACGCGUUUCUGGCUGUGAUACAUCGUCAUGGUUGUCGUGCGACCGUUGACAGGCUUCAAGCAUCGCGGCACUACGUCUGUCUUAUUCGUGGCGCUAAACUUACUCCUGGCAUAACUACGGCACUACAGAUAUGCGAACCUGCGUGCUAAACUUACAUCGUACACUAGACAGAGCUACGUUACUAUAGACGUGUAUAGCCAAACACGCACCUUGGCAGGACUACGCCGAUAUGGUUGCCCGCCGUAUAUAUACAACUUGCGCUGUAAGUUUGGUGCGCUGCUACGGUUGCGUACCAAACUCACACAGUACCAAUGACCAGUGCACAAUAGCUGUGAGAGGCACCCCGCUUUGCCUAUUAGCAUUAAUCUGUGAGUGUGCACUGUGUCGGGGCGAUACUAGAUGUGUCACAAACUGAUACUGAAAUCAUUGCUCGCAAAGGAAUCCUACGCGCGCACACACACAGGUCUACAUCUAUUCUUCAUUAGUAACACAUAUUCCGCAGGCCAGUACACGCUCGUGUGUGUAAUUAGCAAACGUAGGUAUAUAUACUACUAUACAAGCUGGAGAAUACUAAAUGGCACAUAAAAAUAGCUUUAUAUUAAAUGUUCGAUUAUACCUAAGGGGACAUGACCUUAUACAAUAUCGGCUCAUAUAUGUACAGAUGCUACAAAUAUCAUUUAUCGGUAUCUAAAAAAACAAGUACAUAUAAUACAAUGAUUGUCGGCCACAGAGUGUAAGUGAUUGGAGUUUCACGGGUGCAAUUCUAUCAUGUAUUGUAUACAGCGAAGAUGACACACACAAAUAUAUAUAUGUAUAUAUAUAUAUAUAUAUAUAUAUAUAUAUAUAUAUAUAUAUAUAUAUAUAUAUACUAUUCAAUUACGAAUGUCAGUAGUGGCAAUGAUGCCUUGUCUAGCGGCAUAAAUCAUUAUGAGCUGUUAGUUGAAAUUAUGAGGCGCAAACUUUUCUGCGUCAGUGUAUCAGGUAAUAUCGUUUGAUAUUACCACCAUUUCCUAAUAUGUUUCGCAUCCCGUUCGAGACUUCCUACUUUAGAUCUCCUCCUCGUACUUCAGUAACUAGUAAUCAGAUUUACAUCUAUUUUAAUAUCGCACCCUUAUAUAUUCAAAUGCAUUUCGCAUGAAAGCCCCCCCCCCACUCCAACUAGACGGAUGAAAGCAGAUUAUGCUGCGUAAUGUGGCACGCGUCUGAGACUCGAGCAUAAAUGCGGCAGCAGCGGCAAACAUUUUAGUUCAUUUACAUUCGGUAAAACAAAAAGCUGAUCAUGUUUUCGCGAUGUUGAGAAUACCCCCCCCCCU
This is a messenger RNA of Priapulus caudatus, 3301 nucleotides long. RefSeq lists its product as uncharacterized. The transcript is spliced from 5 exons. The coding region runs from base 134 to 1024 and encodes 296 amino acids. The record is from RefSeq and is a predicted model, not a curated record. Lineage: Eukaryota; Metazoa; Priapulida; Priapulimorpha; Priapulimorphida; Priapulidae.